UGAACACCACUUGCCUCCCGGCCACCCAUCCGCUGCCUCUGUCUGGUUCUGCGUCUGCUCGCUAAGGAGGCGGAUUAGAGGCGCGCAGUCUCUUCCCUUGGGUGCAUAGGUCCGGGUUGGUUGAGUCAUUGAGUCGUCGGAUCGCCACAGCUGAAGCCUGCGAGGGACUAAGAGGAGAAAAUGAGUUGCACAAUUGAGAAGGCACUGGCUGAUGCUAAAGCUCUUGUUGAAAGAUUAAGAGAUCACGACGAUGCAGCGGAAUCUCUGAUUGAGCAAACCACAGCUCUCAACAAGCGAGUAGAAGCCAUGAAGCAGUAUCAGGAAGAAAUUCAAGAACUUAAUGAAGUUGCAAGACAUCGGCCACGGUCCACAUUAGUUAUGGGAAUCCAGCAAGAAAACAGACAAAUCAGAGAAUUGCAACAAGAAAACAAAGAAUUGCGUACAUCCCUGGAAGAACAUCAGUCGGCCUUGGAACUUAUAAUGAGCAAGUAUCGAGAACAAAUGUUUAGAUUGCUAAUGGCUAGCAAAAAAGAUGAUCCAGGCAUAAUAAUGAAGCUAAAAGAGCAGCACUCCAAGAUUGACAUGGUACACCGUAACAACUCCGAAGGAUUCUUCCUUGAUGCAUCUCGACACAUCCUUCAAGCACCUCAACAUGGACUGGAGAGAAGGCACUUGGAAGCAAAUCAGAAUGAACUGCAAGCACAUGUUGACCAGAUAACUGAAAUGGCAGCAGUAAUGAGGAAAGCCAUUGAAAUUGAUGAGCAACAGGGUUGCAAGGAACAAGAACGAAUAUUUCAACUUGAACAAGAAAACAAAGGCUUGAGAGAGAUCCUUCAAAUAACUCGAGAAUCAUUUUUGAACCUAAGGAAAGAUGAUGCGUCGGAAAGUACUUCUUUGUCAGCAUUAGUGACCAACAGUGACUUGAGUCUGAGGAAGAGCUGAAGAGUUUCUGAGUCUGUGAGCUUCUUACAUGGCUCCAAAUGGUCAAAUAAGUGAAUGAAUGAAUGAAUGAACAGAAAAUUCAGUCCUUUAUUUUUUUCUCUAUAAAUAUGUAUAGUGCACUGGCUAUGAGAUAGCAACAAAAAAAUGCAUAGUUAAUGAUCAUAGACUUUAUUCCAAAACAUAAUUGGAAAAUAGAAACUGAGCCAUUGCCAACUGGUAAAGAAAUGAAAGAUUUUCACAGUGACUACUGAAUAUAUCAAGAGCUUUUGGCAGUUGUGCUGGCUUUCUGGGUGAUUAAUAAGGUAAGCUUGAAUAUUCCCAGUAAAUGUUUGAGAAUUCAUAAAAUUAUACCUUCCCAAUAAAUGUUUGAGAAUUCAUAAAAUUAUACCAAUCUAAAAAUAUACAUUUUGGGCACUGUUUUGUGAACUGAGGAUUUGUAUGCUAAAUUUCAUCCUUCCAAUUUGGCGUCAAAGUUAAUACAAAGUUUAUGUACCAUGAGACUUCAGCUUUAGUGAUUGCCUGCUUUCACAUUUAUUUAAUUUUUUGUGAAAGAAAAGUUAUAAAGGCUAUAGGAAUGAAUGUGUUAUAUGUACCAUCAACAAAAGAGAUAAUUUUAGCAACUUACCAUAACUGAUACUUAGCUAACAAUUGUCCAUAGCUUAUUGAAGUGUAAGAAAUAUCAUUUCAGGAAUGAAAAAGAAGGAAUACUACUUUCUAAGAAAGAAGAUCUUAUAAUAGACAUUUUUAGUAGGUUAAACUACUCCUUUGAAAGAAUAAGUUUUGGUUUGAAGUCAGUAAUGAAGAUAAAUUUGUUUUUCUCUUCUCUGGCUGAUUUUUAAGGAUAUUAUGUAGUUCAUUUAGUUAACAGAAUUGAAAUGUUUGCUAUAGCAAGAAAGGUAUGGUAAUUUAAAAAGUGAAUUGGGAAUUCUUCUGGCUCAUAAAACCCUUUUUUUUCUUUAAGUAUUCUUGAGAUACGAAAAGAAAGUGAAUUAAAAUUUCAAAAAAAGAAAAAUUUCUGAAUCUGUUUUCAGGCUCCAUCUGAUCCUCAUAAUCUGUAAGAUUUUUCUUAAGACCUUUCAGCUGAAAGUGGGAGUGGGGUGGGAUGAUCUGUGGAUUUAGAAGUAUUUGUUUUCUGUGGUCUUUUAAAAUGUCAAAUAUAUAGUAUGUAAAUUUUUUAAAAGCCACCAGAUACAGAUAUGUGCUUUAACAUCAGUUGAAAACUAAAUUUUCUUAUGUUGUGGUGAUUGUAGUAAAAAGGGAUAAGAGUAUCAAACAUGAUUAAAUAUAUUGUACUCAUUUAUAAUGAAUACAUAUUAAAAUUAAGACAUAGGAAAUUCUACUUUGAGUACGUAAUUUGUUAAAUAAGUAUUACUUUAUAUGGUAAUUGUAUGUAUAAUUUCAUAUACCGGUAAAAUUCAAAACUACACUUCAGAAAAUUUUUCUAUCUUAAGUUUGGUGCGAGUGGGGUGGAUGAGGCUAAUUGAAUAGAAAAGGGCUGAUGACUCAAACAUUACAUAGAUUUCUUUUCUCAGUCAGAGGCCUUAUUUGAUAUUUUAUAAAUGACAGUUUUUAUUUUUAAACUUUUUUAUUGUUUUUGGUAAAGUAUCCCUUUAUUUAAUGACACACUUAUUCAGAUACUUUUUAUCCCUAAAGGAAAUAAGCUACACAAUUGAGAUUAAGUCUGAGGCAAUUCAUUGAGGUAGCUCUGAUAUAAAACAUUACUUGAUAAAUAAUUAUUUUUGUAAACAAGCUGGGUUAACUUAUUCUUGGUCUUUUUGCUUGGAUAUGACUUUAAGGUCUUGAUGUUUAAAGAUAUUUACUUUGUUAUUUAGUGACACUUUUCUAUCCCUUUUUUUGGGGGGGUUGUUAAACAGAACCUUAAGUUUAUGUCUGAGGUAUGUGCUGCAUAGGAACCUAUUUUAUUAUUAAAGAUGAGUGAUUAAAAUUGG
Sapajus apella (tufted capuchin) is the source of this 2891-nucleotide messenger RNA. It is a transcript of the gene FGFR1OP2, whose product is annotated as FGFR1 oncogene partner 2. The transcript is spliced from 7 exons. The record is from RefSeq and is a predicted model, not a curated record. NCBI's taxonomy places the organism in Eukaryota, Metazoa, Chordata, Mammalia, Primates, Cebidae. The coding region runs from base 181 to 942 and encodes 253 amino acids. Gene Ontology annotation, biological process: response to wounding.